AUGGCGUUUGUGACCUUCCCAUCCUGCGAGGAAGCUAUGGCGGCCAUCCGAUGGGCUAAGGAUACCUGCCCGACGCUGCAUAAGCGGAAACUGACGGUGAAGGAGGCAGAUCCAUGGCACGAAGCGAACUUGCUGCAGCCAAGGCCGCGGCCAGAUCCGUUUCCGGGUUGGGAGCGCCCUUACUCCCCUCCGUUGCCGACGGAGGUAGUAACCCGCAUCGCUCGCUUCCUCCAGUUCAAGGAUCGUGCACGCAUGGAGUGUGUGUGCCGGGGUUGGAGAGCAGGAGCUCUCGCCUCGUAUUCGACCAUCCACGAUUUUGACCUGCAGGAUUGGCGCUGGCCCGAAUAUCAAUUUGGUAGGCGAAUGACGACCGACACCUUCUAUUGGGCUAUCAAAAGGAUGGGCCCCUAUAUCGACAGCCUACGCCUAUUCGAUCGAGCGGUGACUGGCAACCUUAGCCCCCAGGCACUUGCUAUCGCUGUAAGAGGUUGCCCCUUCUUAACAAACGUCGAUUUAUCCGGAGCAACGAUCCGUCCUCCCGCGAUACGCGACUUAAUUCCGAUAGCCGCGAACUUGCGAAGGAUUUCUUUGGGACCCUGUCAUGGACGCUUGGAUCCGGAGUUGACGGGGUUGCUUGGAGCGGCGACGCAGCUCCUGGAUUUCGAGGCGAAAGCAACGGAGUUCCGGGGGAAGUCGUUGCUUCAGGUGACCCCGGCACUCAGGACCUUGCGGCUCUGCCAGUGUCCGUCGGUGCUUCCGACGCCGUUAGCAGGCGCAUUAGGUCGAUUAAGCGCUCUCGCCGCUCUCGAGCUCUCCCACUGCGACGGACUGACAUCAGAAGAGCCAUUGCAUCAGCUUGUUGCAAAUCAGGCUCUCCACACCACCUUGGAGGACCUAAGGAUCAUUGGAAUAAGUUUCGAUCCUAUUAUGUUAGAUCCGGAGCUAGAGGAUAUCGAGGUGCCGGAAGACCUACAAGCACCGUACGUAGAGCUGAACAUAGGACCAGCGAAUGCGGGAACUUCGUUAGCGGAGGCGUUCACUCGUCUCCAUACCCUGCAUCUGCGUUUCUGCGGUUGGGUGUCGAAUUCCCUACUAGUCCAAAUUGGGGAACACUUGAAAGAACUUGAGCGAUUGGAUCUGUCAGGUUGCUCUAAUAUACGCGGGCAGUUCGCCCUGGAAGAACUGGCGACGUUACAUAAACUGAGGGAAAUACAUUUGUGCAAUCUGCACCCUUCGGUAGGCAUUCAACCCCUAGGGUCAAUAAGGACCUUGCAGGAGGUCCAGUGUAGGGACUCCUCUGGAAUAACCGAUGAAGAUGUGUGCCAAGUGGUAAGGGGUUGCCCGGCUCUUACGCGCCUUAACGUCGAAGGUUGCCAGGGGGUGACGCAACAAACCGUUGUAGGCGCUACCGAAAUAGUACGCCGAGAAGGAAGAUCCGCUGUGUUGAGCUUGUGGGUGGGCGAAACGGGCGCUGAUCGAUUCGCGAGGGUCCGACAAUCCCUAUUGCUUCGGGUUUUCUUCGAUCGGGCGUAUCAGCCUAUUUUAGCGUAA
This is a messenger RNA of Osmia bicornis bicornis, 1551 nucleotides long. RefSeq lists its product as uncharacterized. The transcript has a single exon. Gene Ontology annotation, biological process: SCF-dependent proteasomal ubiquitin-dependent protein catabolic process. Bases 1 to 1551 code for a protein of 516 amino acids. Gene Ontology annotation, molecular function: protein binding. The record is from RefSeq and is a predicted model, not a curated record. Lineage: Eukaryota; Metazoa; Arthropoda; Insecta; Hymenoptera; Megachilidae. Gene Ontology annotation, cellular component: SCF ubiquitin ligase complex.